This is a messenger RNA of Achroia grisella, 1221 nucleotides long. Its product is annotated as transmembrane emp24 domain-containing protein 5-like. Lineage: Eukaryota; Metazoa; Arthropoda; Insecta; Lepidoptera; Pyralidae. Gene Ontology annotation, biological process: endoplasmic reticulum to Golgi vesicle-mediated transport; Golgi organization; intracellular protein transport. Bases 312 to 1049 code for a protein of 245 amino acids. The transcript has a single exon. Gene Ontology annotation, cellular component: endoplasmic reticulum; endoplasmic reticulum-Golgi intermediate compartment; COPII-coated ER to Golgi transport vesicle. The record is from RefSeq and is a predicted model, not a curated record.
ACAUUUAAAACAACUGUGUAAACAAUUUACUGUAACAUACGGGGGUAUAACAUUAUCACAUAUAAUGGAUCAAAUCUAUAUGAAUAUGACAUCUUUUUUAUAUAAUAACAGACAAUGUGUUAUAUGUAAGAAAUAAUGUAAUUAUACCGAUUUUCCUUACUAUUACAUAAUUACGACUCCAACGUGUAGUUAGAUAUGAACCAAUAUUUGAUAAUGAAAUGCCCCCAUUAGUAAACAUCAUUUAACGUGUCUUACAAUAGAAAUAGCAAUAUGUAGAACAUUUUUCACUCGUAAUUGAAAAACAGUACAAAAUGCAUCACGCACGUUUCUACAUUUUCGUUAUAGUUUUAUAUGUACAGUGUUCUGCUCAAUCGAUACACGAAAAUGAUGUUAAUUUUAGAGUGGACCCGGGAUCAAAGACAUGUUUCUUCGAAGCAGGUAAGGCUGGGCAAACGAUGGAGGUAUUCUAUCAAGUUCUUGACGGGCAACACGGGGACUUGGACAUCAUAUUUGAAAUCAUAAAUCCUCAGGGUGUACCAUUACUGUCAGAUUAUAAGAAGUCACAAAACUCCAUCAUAAUGGAUUUGGAGACGGACGGCGACUAUGUCUUUUGUAUGGAUAACACUUUUAGUGUUAUGAACUCCAAACUUGUGUUUGUUUAUGUCAUGAUUGAAAACAAGGUUACUGAAGAAGAUGACGAUGAGACUGAAGUAAGCGUCGUAGACGAGGAUGGAGAGCAUAAAAAUGAAGAAGAAGUUAUUGAAUGGGCCGGUACUGACCAAGAAGGCAAUGUAUAUUAUAUUGAAAUAAAACACAUUCAUGAAUCGUUAAGCCGAACACUGAAGCAAGUAGUCAAAGCGCGUCAUCUGCUGGAUUUGUAUGGUGCAAUGAAGUCACGUGACAGUUACUUAGCAUUCGAAGAUACAUUCAUUGUUGAUGUCUGGUCUCUAUUUCAAAUAUUUUUUAUGUUUGCUGUUGGCUUGUUACAAGUAUACAUGAUUAAGAAACUGUUCAGCGGAUCUCAUGACAGCAUGACUAAUUUUUAUUAAAAUUAUUAUUAUGUAUACUUAGCAUUCAAAUAUACAUUCAUUGUAGACAUCUAGACUUUAUUUCAAAUAUUUUGUAUGUUUGCUGUUGGCUUGUUACAAGUAUACAUGAUUAAGAAACUUUCAGCGGAUUUCAUGACAGCAUGACUAAUUUUUAUUAAAAAUAUUAUAAUAU